UAUACCAGACCCUGACCUACAAAGAGUUAACGCUUACAUUGGCUGUCCAGGCUGUGGAAAACGAACACAUCUUCCUAUUGGAACUCGUUUCCCUUGAAUUUCUUGCAAAAAAUCAGAAACAACAGCUGCUUACAGAGUGACUUUCAAGUUUGAUGCUGCAAAUGAAAGUGGAACAAUGUCAUUUACAACAUUUAAUGAUGACGCGGAAAAGCUUUUCCGAAAACCAGCAAGUGAAAUUUGGAAUAUCAAAAGCACUGGGAAUUUGGAAGCCUUCAGAGUAGUGCAAAGAACUCUUUCCACUAAGCCAUUCUUCAUUCAAGUAACUCCCACUCAAGAGUUAGCCAUGAACAGCGUGCUGCUGUGGACUCUCAAAGGCAUUGAUGUAGGGGAUAAUGAACCAGAGGCUCAGGAUCUAGCCUCAACAAGGCCUGAGACCUGCACUGUGAAUAGAGAACAGUUCCAUACUUCACCUUUAAUGUCCACAGCUAAAGCUCGUGGGAAAGCACCUGUUAUUGCUGACCCUGAUAACGAUGCUCCUUUCAACACAGACAGUGCAGCAGCAUUUGAUGAGGCUUUUGCUGAAGCAAUGCAAUUUCAAGAGAUCAGAUUAGCUUCACAGGCAUUCGACACAGAUUGUUUUGAUAUUGCAAAUCAACCAGCAAGCAAGGGUAUUGUCAUUUCAGAAGCACCAACAGCAGCUGCUGAACUACCUACUUGGGCCAAACUUUCUCGGCCACGAAGCAAUGCGAAGAGUAAGGAAGCGAUGAUUGCAGAUGUAGACAUGGACACAGAGGAUGAAGAUCCUGUUCCCAGGAAGAGGCUCCAUACAGCUCUUUUCAAGGACACCGCUGAAACAGAUGAUGCUGACACCACAGACUCUGCAACACCCAGUCCCACUGAUGCAUAAUCGAAAGCAAUCUAAAGUUUAUGAAAGUGCACCGUCUUUUGCUCUUAGAGUUUAGUUUUAGAGUAUGGUAGUUUUCUAAGAAUGAAGCAGCUUUUAGAUGUUUAAAAGGAACAUUUUGCUCAUCUUAUGUUCCCAAUAAACAUCAUUUAUGUAUAUAGUCAUGCAGUCAUGUAGUAAGCUAAGUUGUGUAGUAAGUGCAAGCUUUUGGACAUCCUAUUUGAAGUUAGUUAAGAACAUCAGUUAUGUAAGUGUUUAUGCUAUCAGCUCAAGCCUUAUAAGUUGGCUGUAAUGUAUAUAUUAAUAUCCUUAAAUCAGGAUAUCUAUAUAAAUAAUAUCAAAUAUAUUAAGUAAA
Messenger RNA from Chenopodium quinoa (quinoa), 1259 nucleotides. RefSeq lists its product as uncharacterized. Lineage: Eukaryota; Viridiplantae; Streptophyta; Magnoliopsida; Caryophyllales; Amaranthaceae. The transcript has 3 exons. The record is from RefSeq and is a predicted model, not a curated record. The coding region runs from base 176 to 907 and encodes 243 amino acids.